Olea europaea var. sylvestris is the source of this 1195-nucleotide messenger RNA. RefSeq names its product protein PHR1-LIKE 3-like. Gene Ontology annotation, molecular function: DNA-binding transcription factor activity; DNA binding. The coding region runs from base 186 to 1004 and encodes 272 amino acids. The record is from RefSeq and is a predicted model, not a curated record. NCBI's taxonomy places the organism in Eukaryota, Viridiplantae, Streptophyta, Magnoliopsida, Lamiales, Oleaceae. The transcript is spliced from 6 exons.
AAAAUGUUAAGGGAAAAAAAAAAAAAAACAACAAUGACAGUGCACAACAGGACACACCUCACCGCCAUUCGCAAACCACUCCAACUGUCCCGGACCCCUUAAGACCCGACCCAUUUCCUGUUUUCGGCUCCUCUAUCACACCCUACAAAAGUUUUUCAAGACAAAAAUCAAUUGGAGAUUGAAAAAUGUAUUCUGCUAUGCCCAUACACAGUUUGGCAUUGGAUGGGAGUGGAAGGGAGUAUCCAUUUGAUGGCGCCAACUUGGUUGGGGAUCCAUGUGUAGUUCUCACGACGGAUCCGAAGCCCCGACUCCGGUGGACUUCGGAGCUUCAUGAAAGAUUUGUUGAUGCUGUCACUCAGCUUGGUGGACCGGACAAAGCAACCCCAAAAAUGAUAAUGAGAACAAUGGGAGUGAAAGGUCUGACGUUGUACCACUUGAAGUCGCAUCUUCAGAAAUACCGAUUGGGAAAGCAAGCUAACAAGGAGUUAACUGACAACUCUAAAGAUGCAUCUUGUGGUGCUGAGAGUCAGGAUACUGGUUCAUCUACAUCAGCUUCAUCGAGAAUAAUGUCACAAGAUAUAAAUGAUGGUUACCAGGUUACUGAGGCUUUACGAGUACAGAUGGAAGUUCAGAGAAGACUGCACGAGCAGCUGGAGGUGCAGCGUCAUCUUCAGAUCCGAAUAGAAGCACAGGGAAAGUAUCUGCAGUCAAUUCUUGAUAAAGCUUGUAAAGCUCUUAGAGUUGAGGACAUGGGCUCUGCAGGGCUAGAAACUGCUAGGGAAGAAUUCUCUAAACUCGCCAUCAAAGUUGGUAGUGAAUGUGACGGGAUUACCUCGCUGCCUUCCAAUGGCAAGGGCAUGGUGUUGAAUGGAAGUCUUGUUACCCUCGCACCACAGGCUGUUGCACUGAAAAAAAGACCACGGACUUUCUUUGGUAGUGGAGACCCAUCGCCGUUUGAAGGCAAUAUGCAGGCAGCCGAGUGGACGACGGCGAAUACUGGAUGACUUUAGCAGACAUUUCCUUUUUAUUUGUGCGUUCGAUUGAACUAAAUGAUUGAGCAAUGUUGUAAACUGUAGUGUCAGUUGUUUGUAUAUUCUUGAAGUUGAUUUACAUGGGUCAAGAAACUUCAAAGUGAUUUUCAUUAUUCUCUUGUAUUUGCCAUUUAUAAUGUAAUUUAAACCUUCCUUUCAGCCCA